This is a messenger RNA of Haemonchus placei, 804 nucleotides long. The record is from the annotation of a GenBank genome assembly. NCBI's taxonomy places the organism in Eukaryota, Metazoa, Nematoda, Chromadorea, Rhabditida, Trichostrongylidae.
AUGACGAAUUGGUUCGAAUACGAAUCAGGGCAUGCAUGGUGUGAAAGCGCCUACAAAUAUCAGACCUUGCCCAUGGUAGCCGAAUUCGCUAAUACGAUGACUAACCUUCCGAUUAUUGUUUUGCCGAUGUUAAAUGCCAUGAUGUUACGACGGUACAUUAGAGAGGUGAACCCUGGUCUACUCAUACCUCAGCUGCUUCUCUCAUUCAAUGGAUUGGCCUCCACAUAUUAUCAUGCGACUUUGAAUCUGUUUGGUCAACUGGUUGACGAGCUUUCAUUAGUAUGGAUUAUCAACAUAUUUCUCGUCGUUUAUAUUCCUGUCAUGAAAUGGUUCCCAAAGAGAUUCAAUGAGAGACUAACCAUACUACGGCGAACGGUCGUCGUAUUGACAGCAAUUUUCUCGGGUCUAUGCUUUUUGAAACCAACCUUGAAUGCUAUUGCCUUGAUGCUGUUCUCCGUUCCAGCCGCUCUUGUAAUAGACUACGAAGGCAGGCACUCGGGAAUUCCGGACAUCGAAAAUUUUCCGCGGCGAAUUCUCCUCCUGUGGUUCACAUCAUUCAGUUUCUGGUUUGCUGACCGACUUUUUUGCGACGUUUGGCUCUGGCUAGGUGCUCCAUAUCUACAUGCGCUCUUCCAUUUGCUAGCGGGCCUUGCUGGUUAUACAGUAUUUGUAAUGUUCUCUAUGAUUGAUAUCGAGACAAGGAAUUCAUGUCACAGGUUCACUGCAGCAGUCCGGUACUUUCCGCACAAGACCGGAUCUCUACUUUCGUUUCCUUACAUAUCCCUCAGAGAAAAGAGCCGUUGA